Messenger RNA from Neopelma chrysocephalum (saffron-crested tyrant-manakin), 1142 nucleotides. It is a transcript of the gene UBE2C, whose product is annotated as ubiquitin conjugating enzyme E2 C. The record is from RefSeq and is a predicted model, not a curated record. The coding region runs from base 471 to 1010 and encodes 179 amino acids. The transcript is spliced from 6 exons. NCBI's taxonomy places the organism in Eukaryota, Metazoa, Chordata, Aves, Passeriformes, Pipridae.
GCCGCUGGCCGUUACCGUGGGAGCCGCAUCCCCGGCGGGCGGUGAUUGGGCGGCUCGAACGGGGCUGCGCGCUGAUUGGCGGGGGGGCCGCACGGGGACACAUUCAAACGGGGCGCGGGAGCGGGCAGGGCCGCGCGGGACCAUCGUGCCGGGGAGCGACUGGGACGGGGACCGAGCCGCUGCUGCACCGGGGUGUCCGGGAUCAGGCCGCCACCGCAACCGGGUAGUGUCCUCGCCACCCUAAGGGAGCCCUAAGCACCCCCGCACCGCACCGGGGAGUUCCGCUAGGAGAGCCCGCACCACUGCGCGGCACCGGGAGAGCCGCAGCGGGGCCCGAGUUCUGCCCCGAGCGCAGGAAGGAGGAACCGGGCAGAGCCUGGUGCGGCGCCGCCCGGGAGGGGGAGCCGCGUCCAGCCCGUGAUCCACCGGCGGCGGAGGCGGGUGCGCCGGUCGGUGCCCCCGGAGCCGCCAUGGCCUCGCAGAACGCCGACCCCGCCGCCGUGUCCAGCGCAGCCGCUCGCAAAGCGGCCGAAACGGGGGCCACGCCGGCCCGCGGUGCGGUGGGGAAGAGGCUGCAGCAGGAGCUGAUGGCGCUGAUGAUGUCCGGUGACAAAGGCAUUUCCGCCUUCCCCGAGUCCGACAACUUGUUCAAGUGGAUUGGGACCAUUGACGGCGCCGCCGGCACGCCCUACGAGGAGCUGCGGUACAAGCUGUCGCUGGAGUUCCCCAGCGGGUACCCCUACACGGCGCCCACCGUGCGGUUCCUGACCCCCUGCUACCACCCCAACGUCGACACCCAGGGCAACAUCUGCCUCGACAUCCUCAAGGAAAAGUGGUCAGCGCUCUACGACGUCCGCACCAUCCUGCUCUCCGUCCAGAGCCUGCUGGCAGAGCCGAACAUCGAGAGCCCCCUGAACACACACGCAGCCGAGCUCUGGAAGAACCAAGUCGCCUACAAGAAGUACGUGAGGGAGACGUACAACAAGCAGGCCAAGGGCCAGGAGACCUGACCAUCACCACUGCCCCCCACCAUACCCUCCCCUGCCCGCCGCCCCCCGCAUUCUGUAUCAUAGGCUGUUUUUAAAUUAAUGUCGCAGUCCGAGCCACGGUUAAUGUAUAAAUAAAUGCACAUUUAUGACUUC